UUGCCAGCAGCGGAGCGUGUGCACUUAACCGCUAAGCCACGGGGCCGGCCCAAGAUGGCUUUUUAAAAGGCAUGAUUUCCCAAUGUCUGGGGAGGAAAAUUUGGCAUUAUCGUUUUAAUUUUAAGAGGUAGAGCCUGUUUGAUCCAGCCAUUCCACUUCGUGUAUCACCUUUAUAAUCAUAAAGGAAAAAUAACAAAACUCUUUUUAUUCUGGAACAACAACAACAAAAGCCGGGGGGGAAGACCUUGCUUAAAUUAUAAUUGCUGAUCAUUGAGCAUUAGCAAGAAGUAUACCCAAGUGUUUAUUUGUGUAUAUAAAUAUUUUAAACUUGUUCUAGAUGCAUUUUCUAUCUGAUUGUUUUAAACUAUAAUGUUUAUAUGAGGUUGUUUACAGUUACAGUUUUGAUAAGAGAAAUCCCGUUUUUCUCUGGUGAGACACAUCUGUGAUACAAGUUUAAUUUUUGGACCACAUGCACAUGACAGAAGCACAAACCAGCACUUGGUGGCAGCAUACCCAAGUGUAGGUUUUGUCCUACUAAUUAGUAAACAAAGAACUGGAAGGUUGAAUGAAACCUAAUCACUGAAAUGGCAGAUGCCUAUAGACCACAGUUUGGCCCUGGCCUGCUCUAAAAAUCUCGCCUCCUAUCUUCCUGUAGGCGUUAAGUAUCCAAGGGUGGCCCUGUCCCCAGUGGGUGUGUCCACCGUGCAAGCCAUAGCUGAAUGCCUCAGAUGGUAUCAGAGUGUUCUAGCAUCUUUGUAACAGGUCUCAGCCCAGCUGCCUCGCGUGGGAGGCAGAGGAGGUAUUCUCUCCAACUUCCAGAUGGCAAAAUAAGCUGUUACUCACACCCCUGCCAGCCACCCACGGGCACCUGACAUCCUCAGACCUUUCUAGAACCUUAGGAGUGGGGAACGACUCGAAAAUCUGAGCUCUUCCAACAACUGCACCCACGUCCACCUCACCUGUACCUGUGCCGUCCUCAAAGGCACGGCUGUGCCGAUGCUUCUUGUCUCCACAGGUCCUGGCUGGGGAAUCAGGAGGAGGAGUUGCUGGGCCUUCACUCAGCAACCUGAGAGCCAGGUACCACUCUUAUCUCCACCUGACAGAUGCCAACUCCCAGACCAGGCCCAAACCAAGGAGGACAUCUUAGAGGCACCCUCUCCCGGCAGGUGUCUGAGGGGAGCUGAGGCCUGGAGGGGAAGGCAGGACCCCAAGGAGCAUCAGAGGCAGCUGAAGAAGAAACAGAAGAACCGAGCGGCUGCCCAGCGCAGCCGGCGGAAGCACACGGACAAGGCAGACGCCCUGCAUCAGCAGCACGAGUCACUGGAGAAACACAACCACGCCCUGCGGAAGGAGAUCCAGGCUCUGCGAGCUGAGCUGGCGUGGUGGAGUCGGACCCUGUGUGUGCACGAGCGCCUGUGCCCGAUGGACUGUGUCUCCUGCUUGGCUCCCAUGCCCCCCAGCUGCUGGACUCAGGCAGAGCAGCCCCCAGGCCCUGUGCCCCACGGACAGCAUGGCUGCCUGGAGCAGUCAGGCCUGUUCCAGACCCCACUUUCCUCUCCCUCUGCUCAGCAACUCUCUCCAGAUCCCCAGCCUCAUGGUUCCCCCGGCCCCCUCCUGUCCCCUCUGCCCUCGCUGUCCCUUGGCUCCACUGCAGUCACUGCGUCUUCCGUCCAGCUGUCCUCCAGCCCUGUUGAAUCUGCCUCGCUCACUGGCUCCAGCCUGCUGAGACCUUCCUCCAAGCUCAAUGCCCUCCUGCCCAGCCCCCCAACCCAAACUUCCCCUCCACAGCCCCUUGGGCUGGAGCACCGCACCAGGAGGAAGCUGGAGUCCUCACCCCACAGCCCCUUGUCUGCUCUGGGGCUGACCUGUCUGCAGGAUAGGGAGCAUAAGCCUGUUUUCUCAGUAGCAGAUCUGCAAGGGUUGGAUGUGGAUCCCAGCCCCCACCCCCUCCUGGCCUUCCCCCUGCUCUCCUCUGCUCAAGUUCACUUCUAACCUGGCCCUGGAGCCGGGCUGGCCCCUUCCUUGGGCUCAGGAAGCAGCCUCAGCACACGGGCAUCUCUUCCCUUGCCAUUGGAGGCUGUCCUUGGCUGACCAGCUGGCCCAGGAUUUCACCAGGGAAAGGGAAGCCAUCACUGCAUGCCCACCUCUCUGCCAGGCCCUGUCACUGCUACUAUCUUAUUUCAGCCUCAGGGGCAUCCUGAAAAAUCCAGAUUAUCACUCCACUUUUUCAGAUAAGGAGACAGAGGCUUGGAGAAGCCAAGUGACUUGUCCAAGUUCACACAGCCUUUCUUGGGAUCUGAAACACCACCAUCUGUUGUCUUUCUCCUGGUGGGAUCAUGGCCCAGGCACCCUAGGGGUUGACGUCCUAGAAACUGAGGACUGGUGUGAGGAGGUUUAAGUGCUGGGAGCAGGGAGGGGCUGUCGCUUCUGAUUUGUGAUUCCCAGGGCCACAGAGCCCUGCUGUUCCUGAAACCUCGCCCUCGCUGGGGCCGCUCCAGAGUCCAAGCCUGGGGGGCGGGUGAGGCCAAGCAGGAGCCCAGAAGUGGACUCUUUCUUCCCCAGCAGUGUUUUCAGUACCAAGGAGCUGAACCUGUGGGUUGAAAUUGGUGAGAAGCCUGGAAUAGUCCUCCUGGGAUGUCUACAGAAGGGGUACCUGUAGCCAUACCAAGACUUCAGGGACAUUCUGCGGGGUCAGCUCUCCAGGAUAUUCCCAAAUAGCACCCUGCCUCCCUCCUCCCACCAAGCCAUGAGGGUCCUGAGAGCCAUUCAUGUCAUGCACGAAAGGCCUAAGGAAACACCAAGAGAAGGGUCAGGUGCAAGGUUAUGUUUAAGCAAGUGCUGGACCUGAACCUGGCGGCAGGGAGACCUGUGUCUUCUCUGGGACCACCUCCAUCCCUGGGCAGCCCCUGGCCCCCAUUGCCCUCGGCUUCUAUGAGCAGCGCCCCUCAUUGCUCUUUGGUUCGAUGGCAGCUGGAAGAUCAGAGGCCGGGACCAGGUGGAAACUCAGCUGCAGUGUCUGCUCCAAGGCAGGUUCUUGUUUCAGACCCAGGACAAGCACUGUAAGGGGCCUGCGACGAGAAACUCCAGCUCUUCACCCAGAUUUUCAAACACAUGUAAGCGGACACUAUGCAAGUGUUUGACACACUCCAGGAUGCUGAGCACAAGUCUUGGCACAUAUGGUAAAUAAAUUAAAGCGUUUUCCAAUUCUUUUUGCUUUGGCCAGUUGUUUAAAGCUCUGGUUGUACUGUAUACUGUUGAAACCAAAGGGCCUUUGAAAGAGGAGGGAAUAGUCUAGAAUCUUAGAAGUGGGCAAUCCCUCGUGGACCUCCUAAUCUAACUCCCCCUCCCAUAUUGCAGAUGAGGAAACUGAGGCCCAGAGAUGGGAUGGACUUGCCUAGGGUCACACAGCAAGAGUAGGUGUGAUGGUUGCAAGAUUGUCGAUGGAGGCCGAGCUGGGGUCACCACAGGUUCAGGGAGAGGAAGGAAGUAGCAGGAGGGAAGCCAAGAUGCUGUUUAUUGGAAGAAAGCUGGAGUCUGGGACAAGAGUUGAUAUAUGCACCAUGGACCAGGACUUGAUGGGGGAAUGAGGAUACUAUGGUCUGGCUUGUGUCUAUAUACCCUAAAAUAUGUCAGGCACUGUGCUGUGUUUUA
This is a messenger RNA of Diceros bicornis minor, 3651 nucleotides long. RefSeq names its product basic leucine zipper ATF-like transcription factor 2 (gene BATF2). Gene Ontology annotation, molecular function: RNA polymerase II cis-regulatory region sequence-specific DNA binding; DNA-binding transcription factor activity, RNA polymerase II-specific. The record is from RefSeq and is a predicted model, not a curated record. Gene Ontology annotation, cellular component: nucleus. Lineage: Eukaryota; Metazoa; Chordata; Mammalia; Perissodactyla; Rhinocerotidae. The coding region runs from base 997 to 1992 and encodes 331 amino acids. The transcript has 4 exons. Gene Ontology annotation, biological process: regulation of transcription by RNA polymerase II.